CAUCUUGAUCAAGUCUUGACUAAUAUUUGACAUCAAAUUGAUAUCAGUGUGCCCACUGGGUAGUAGUAAAUGCUACAUUUGGUGUCAGAAGUGACUUAAACGCAAGAACUGUGCAUUCCUGCUGAGAUGGAUUACGGCGCGCAGGCGAAAGUGAAACUAGAGAUGCCGGUGGAGAGCAUGGAUAUAAAAAACGAGUGUUUGUGGACACACAGCCAGGUGGUAGAUCCGCACUGGAUUUCGGGAGAGGCGGACGGAAAGAGUGAGGCUAUCAGGUUGCAAGCUGCGGAAGCUGGCUUUGCGCCCCUCAUCGCGUCGCGCGGGAAAUAUGUGCUUCAACAAAAUGGCGCAGAAAUAACGGCGCAUGUGCAAGCUGGCGUGCUGUGCUCUCACUAUGAUGUGAUGACGCAGGAUGUAAACAAUCCUUGCGGCCCCCAGUUCCCCAGGGAGUAUGUCCGAGAUUCAGACAUUCGUGCUAUUAAAACACCACGGUUCUCCGGUAAGACAGAUUGGGAUGCAUUCCGAGCCCAGUUUGAAUUGUUAGCUGAUGCUGCAGGCUGGUCUGUAAACCAUAAAGCCUUACAGCUAGCACUGUGCCUCACUGAUGAUGCAGCUGCAUGCCUGUUGUUACUGAGCCCUGCGGAGCGGAAUGAUUAUAAUGCACUGGUUGGGGGCCUUCAUAGAUGGUUUGGACAUUGUAGUCAGCCUGUCCUUUUAAGGACAGAAUUUCAUAACAGAUACCGAAGACAAGGUGAGCCCCUCCAAAUUUUAGCCAACGGCAGUUCAAGGUCCUUCCUUUUGGGCUCUGCAAUGCACCUGCCACGUUUGAAUGGCUCAUGGACAAAGUGUUGGAGGGAGUUCCUCACCAUGAAUGUCUUGUAUAUUUGGAUGAUCUGCUAGUUCAUGGUGCAUCAUUCGAUAGAGCACUUGAUUCUGUCAGUCGUGUGCUUGGAAGAGUGGUGGUGGCAGGCCUAAAAUUACAUCCAGAUAAAUGCCACUUUAUGAGGUGGGAAGUUGAGUUCCUUGGCCUCUGGGGAGGGAGGGCAUAGGCACCAGGAAAAAAUUAACACUAUCAGAGACUGGCCAGCCCCUACAGACCUUAAGCAGUUGAAGAGUUUUCUGGGGCUAGCAUCUUACUAUAGGAGGUUUGUAAAAGGGUUUUCGUGCAUAGCUGCACCACUCUUCCACCUCCAACAGAAAGACUGUGCCUUUGUAUGGACUGAUGAGUGCCAGAAGGCAUUCGAUACCCUUAGGCAGGCAUUAAUUAAAGCCCCAGUUCUUGUUCCUCCUGACACUGAUCUGCCUUUUGUUUUAGACACGGAUGCAAGCGAUGCUGGUGUUGGGGCGGUGUUGCCACAGACCGGAUCUGAGGGUGAGAAGGCCUAUACAGAUAAAGAGAUCAGACUCACCAGAACCCAGCAGUAUCUCCAUGAAGAGUGAUGUGUCUAUGGAUCUUCCUUGGAACAUUACAGACUCUUUACAUGCAGUCAGGUCUAUACAGAUAAAGAGAUCAGACUCACCAAAACCCAACUGUCUCUCCAUGAAGAGUAAUGUGUCUAUGGAUCUUCCUAGGAACUUUAAAGAUGCAGACUCCUUACAUGCAGACAGUACUGUACCAAAGAAUAGAUCAAAGUCACCAGAACCCAGCUGUGUCUCCAUGAAGAGUGAUGCGUCUAUGGAUCUUCCUUGGAACUUUAAAGAUGCAGGCUCCUUACAUGCAGACAGUAUUGUACCAAAGAAGAGAUCAAAGCCAUCAGAGCCCAGCUGUGUCUCCAUGAAGAGUGAGGUGUCUAUGGAUCUUCCUUCGAACUUUAGAGAUGCAGGCUCCUUACAUGCAGACAGUGCUUCAAGAAAGGCAUUAAAGAGAAGAGAAAUCAUCUCAGCUACAGGACACAAACCACAAUCUGCUGCUGUUAAUGAACUCCAGAAAAAGUUCAAAUUAAAUCUGAAGAAGAAGUUUCAGUGUUUAAAUGGAGUGAUGUUAAACCUGGGAACCCAAAGACUCCUGAAUGAGAUCUACACAGAGCUCUACAUCACAGAGGGAGACAGUGGAGACGUCAAUAAUGAACAUGAGGUGAGACAGAUCGAGGCAGCAUCCAGGAGAACAACAACAACAGAGGAAACACCAAUCAAAUGUAAUGACAUCUUUAAGCCUUUGUCUAAAAAAGACAAACCCAUCAGAACUGUGCUGAAAAAGACCUCAUCUGAACAAGACAAACCCAUCAGAACUGUUCUGACAAAGGGAGUCGCUGGCAUCGGAAAAACAGUCUCUGUACAGAAGUUCAUUCUGGACUGGUCUGAAGGGAAAACAAAUCAGGACGUCCACCUCAUAUUUCCACUUCCUUUCAGAGAGCUGAAUUUGAUGAAGGACCAGAAACUGAGUCUGAUGGAGCUCCUUCAUGUCUUUUUUAAGGAAACAAAAAAAACAGAAAUGUCCAGAUUGGAAAAGGUUCUGUUCAUUUUUGACGGAUUGGACGAGUGUCGUUUUCCUCUGAAUUUCCAGAACACAGAGAGAGUGUGUGAUGUAACUGAAUCAGCAUCAGUGCAGGAGCUGCUGAUAAACCUGAUCAAAGGGAAUCUGCUUCCCUCUGCUCUCAUCUGGAUCACCUCCCGACCAGCAGCAGCUGAUCAAAUCCCCUCUGAGUGUGUGCAUCGAGUCACAGAGGUACGAGGGUUCAAUGACCCACAGAAGGAGGAGUAUUUCAGGAAGAGGAUCAGUGAUCAGAGCCUGGCCAAUAACAUCAUCACACACCUGAAGUCAUUAAGAAGCCUCUACAUCAUGUGCCACAUCCCAGUCUUCUGCUGGAUUUCAGCCACUGUUCUAGAGAGGAUGUUGGGUGAAGCAGAGACUGGAGAGAUCCCCAAGACUCUGACUGAAAUGUACACACACUUCCUCAUCAUUCAGACAAACAUCAUAAGAGGAAAAUACUCACAGAAGCAGGAGAGUGAUGAAGAAAUGCUUCUUAAACUGGGACAACUGGCUUUUCAGCAGCUGAUGAAAGGGAACCUGAUCUUCUAUGAGGAAGACCUGAGAGAGUGUGGCAUUGAUGUGAGAGAAGCAGCAGUGUACUCAGGUGUGUGUACGCAGAUCUUCAGAGAGGAGUUUGGGCUUCACCAGAGUAAAGUGUACUGCUUUGUUCAUCUGACCAUUCAGGAGCAUCUUGCAGCUCUGUAUGUGCACCAGACCUUCAUGAAGAAAAAGAUAAAUGUUCUUAAUCAGAGUCAGGUCUGUAACACAAUUUCAGAUGUUCACAAGUCUGCAGUAGAGCAGGCAUUAAAAAGUCAAACUGGACAUCUGGACCUUUUCCUUCGCUUUCUUCUGGGUUUCUCACUGGAGUCCAAUCAGAAACUCUUACAUACCUUAAUAACACAGACAGGAAGUAGCUCCGACAGCAAAGAGGAAACAGUUCAGUACAUUAAGCAGAAGAUCAGUAAAGAUCUUCCUCCAGAGAAAUCCAUCAAUCUGUUCCACUGUCUGAAUGAACUGGGUGAUAAUUCUCUAGUGGAGGAAAUCCAACGCUACCUGAAAUCUGGAAAACAAAGUAGACUCUCUUCCUCCCAGUUGUCUGCUCUGGUGUUUGUGUUACUGACCUCAGAACAGGAUCUGGAAGAAUUUGACCUAAAUAAAUAUUUCAGUCCAGAGAAGAUAACAGAUCUGGUUCUUCUGAAGAUGAUGCCUGUGAUUGCAGCAUCCAGAAAAGCAAUUAUCAGGUGUGAUGCAAUACAAAGUGGUUUGUUGGCUCUGGCAUCAGUGCUCAACUCAAAAAGCUCCAAUCUGAAAGAACUGCAUCUGACUGUUGAUACACUUCAGGUGUCUGGGAAUGAUCUAAGGAUCUCAGGAGUGAAUACUCUCUGUGCUGUACUGGAGAAUCCUCAGUGUAAAGUGGAGAAACUGAGGUUGUGUGAUUGUGGUGUCUCAGAUGAAGGCUGUGCUGCUCUGACUUCAGCUCUGAGAUCAAACCCCUCACACCUGAGAGAACUGAAUCUAUCUGAGAAUAAUCUAGGAGACUCAGGAGUGAAGAGUCUCUCUGGUCUACUGGAGAAUUCUCUCUGUAAACUGGAGAGACUGGGGUUGUGGGAUUGUGGUGUCUCAGAUAAAGACUGUACUGCUCUGACUUCAGCUCUGAGAUCAAACCCCUCACACCUGAGAGACCUGGAUCUGUCUGAGAAUAAUCUAGGAGACUCAGGAAUGAAGAGUCUCUCUGCUCUACUGGAGAAUCCUCUCUGUAAACUGGAGACACUGAGGUUGCGUGGUUGUGGUGUCUCAGAUGAAGGCUGUGCUGCUCUGACUUCAGCUCUGAGAUCAAACCCCUCACACCUGAGAGAACUGGAUCUGUUUGGGAAUAAUCUAGGAGACUCAGGAGUGAAGAGUCUCUCUGCUCUACUGGAGAAUCCUCUCUGUAAACUGGAGACACUGAGGAUCAGGUGUGAUACAAUUCAAGAAAAAACUAGUGUAGCUCUGGCAUCAGUACUCAACUCAGAAACCUCCAAUCUGAAAGAACUGCACCUGACUGUGUAUGCACUGGAGCUGUCUAGGAAUGAUCUAGGAGCAUUAGGAGUGAGAGAAAUGCAUCUGACCGUGGAUACACUGGAGUUGUAUGGGAAUAAGCUUGGCGAUUCAGGAGUGGAAACACUCUGUGCUGUAUUGGAGAAUCCCCAGUCUAAAGUGGAGAAAGUAAGGUUGUAUAGUUGUCGUGUCUCAGAUGAAGGCUGUGCUGCUCUGACUUCAGCUCUGAGAUCAAACCCCUCACACCUGAGAGAACUGAAUCUGUCUGGGAAUAAUCUAGGAGACUCAGGAGUGAAGAGUCUCUCUGCUCUACUGGAGAAUCCUCACUGUAAACUGGAGACACUGAGGUUGUAUGAUUGUGGUGUUUCAGUUGAAGGCUGUGCUGCUCUGACUUCAGCUCUGAGAUCAAACCCCUCACACCUGAGAGAACUGAAUCUGGAUGGGAAUAAAAUCAGAGACUCAGGAGUGAAGAGUCUCUCUGCUCUACUGGAGAAUCCUCUCUGUAAACUGGAGACACUGAGAGCUAAAGUAGAGAACAGAAUCAACAGGUUGUGUGGUUGUGGUGUCUCAGACGAAGGCUGUAAUGCUCUGACUUCAGCUCUGAGAUCAAACCCCUCACACCUGAGAGACCUGAAUCUGUCUGAGAAUAAACUAGGAGACUCAGGAGUGAAGAGUCUCUCUGCUCUACUGGAGAAUCCUCUCUGUAAACUGGAGACACUAGGUUGCAUUGAUUGUGAUGUCUCAGAUGAAGACUACGCUGCUCUGAGUUCAGCUCUGACAUCAAACCCUUCACACUGUAUCUACACAUGUAGCAAACCAAAAGAAUGGGAAGAAACUUGGCUAUACAACUACAAAGACCAUUUCCUAAACACAAUUUCAACACCAAGAGGCUAAAUGCUGUUCACAGGAAAAAAAAUGUAAACACUUUGUAAGCAACAAAACUGAAGCAUGUAAUCGGCUACUACACGUUACAAAAACAUGGUUUUUGCAAUGGUAUAAGGACCAUUACUGUGCGACCUAAAACUCACUGAACUCUACAGACCUAUUUCAAACCUUCCGUUUAUAUCAAAAAUAUUUAAAAAAGGUGGUGUCAGCUCAAUUAUGCUCCUUCUUACAGUAAAACAAUAUCCUUGAAGAAUUUCAGUCAGUUUUCAGGCCCCAUCAUAGUACAGAAACUGCACUAGUUAAAAUCACAAAUGACCUGUUUUUAGCUUUGGACCAAGGCUGCAUCUCAAUUUUAGUCCUGCUUGAUCUUAGUGCUGCAUUCAACACUAUAGAUCGUAACAUUCUCGUAGAUCGCUUACAAAAUCACACAGGUAUGCAGGGACAGGCAUUAAAAUGGUUUAGAUCCUGUUUGAUCUAUACCACUUUGUAGAUUUAAAUGGAGAACUGUCCAGUGUAGUGCCAGUGAAAUACGCGGUCCCACAAGGAUCAGUUUGAGGACCUCUGCUUUUCUCGGUAUACAUGAUUCCAUUGGGUAACAUCAUUAGAAGGCAUGGGAUUGGUUUCCAUUGUUAUACCGAUGACACCCAGUUAUAUAUAUCAUCAAAACCAGAUGAAAUAUCUAAAUUGUCUAGACUAACUGAGUGUGUUAAAGAUAUUAGAGAUUGGAUGACCGAUAAUUUUCUAUUACUAAAUUCUGAUAAGACAGAGAUAUUAUUAUUGGUCCAAAAACCAGUACACAAAAGCUCUCACAAUCCGGCUUGCAUUUAGAAGGAUGUACUGUUACUACUAGCUCAACAGUGAAAGACCUGGGCAUAAUAUUAGACAGCAACUUGUACUUUUGAAAAUCAUAUUUCCAAUAUUACAAAAACAGCCUUCUUCCAUCUUAGAAAUAUUGCCAAGCUUAGGAACAGUUUAUCUGUAUCUGAUGCAGAAAAGCUAGUUCAUGCAUUCAUGACCUCCAGACUGGACUAUUGUAAUGCAUUACUUGGUGGUUGUCCUGCAUCUUCAAUAAACAAGCUACAGUUAGUCCAGAAUGCAGCCGCCAGAGUUCUUACCAGAUCAAGAAAAUAUGAUCGUAUAACCCCAAUAUUAUCAUCCCUCCACUGGCUACCUGUUAAGUUUAGAAUUGACUAUAAAUCACUCUGAUGAAAGUCGAUUUACGUUGAGCAGAAAUAAUGGCCGCAACGAUGUUGGAGACGUCAAGGAGAGCGCUAUGCAUCAGCCACUGUUGUGGUGGUGUUACAGUCUGGGCAGGUGUGUCUACUCAAUACAGAACUGCCGUAGAUCUUGUGAAUGGUACAGUGACAAGCCAAUACUACCUGAAUAACAUCAUUAAUCCAGUCAUUGUGCCCCUGCAUGAACAACACAGACCUAAUUUCAUCUUCAUGGAUGACAAUGCUCCAGCUCAUCGAGGUUGCAUCAUUAGGGAACGGCUGCUGGAGGCUGAGGUACCUCAAAUGGAGUGGCCUGCAUUUUCUCCAGACCUGAAUCCCAUAGAAAACCUAUGGGAUCAGCUGAGACGCCGUGUAGAGGCUCGUAACACUGCACCCCAGAACCUCAAUGACCUGAGGGCCACCCUUCAAGAAGAGUGGAAUGCACUCACUAUUCACUAUUAAAUUAAAUGCCUCAGCAGACAAUAAGACAAUAAUUCAGUAUAUUCAGGUUAUCAGCUGACCUCAUUUUUGGGCACAUAGUGUUGCUGAACCUGAGCAACUGAAGCAGCUCCAGAUCAUCACACUGCCCCCACAUUCUUGUACAGUAGGCACAAGGCAUGAUGGGUGCAUCACUUCAUCCACCUCUCUUUUUACCCUGAUGCACCCUUCCCUCUGUAACGGGAUAAACCUGGACUCAUCAGACCACAUGACCCUCAGCCUCAGUGAUAAGAGAAAUUCUUAAGGCUACACAGCUGUUUAGUCACAAUCCUUUGAGUUGUUUUUACAUUGUGCAUGUGGAAGUGCUAUUACUUUCACUAUUAAACACACCAGUGUGUUCAAAUGUUUGUGCUAUGAUUUGAUUUCACCAAAUGUUUAAGUAAUCCAAUCACAAAGAUUUUUUUCUGACCACAUUUCAAAAUCGAAAAUGAUGGUUCACCCUUAUCCUUUCAGGUUUUAAUAGAGUUUCAUUGCUUGAUGUGGUAAUAAUUUGACCCUUCUGAAAAACAGAAAGGUGGUUUUCCACGACCACUGGAUAUGUCUUUCAAUGCUUGUUUAAGAAAUGUAUACAGUGUCCAUGUUUGAGAGCUCAGUGUACAAGUUGCAUAGUUUAAAUGCAGUUCUUUAUGUUGAGAACUACAACUGAGUGUUUUUGCAACAAGUCUGUGGCUAUGAACAGGGUUGCCAAAUCUCUCCCCACCCCAAAACACUGGACAACUGAACAAAACUGUACCUGUUAGCAUUAAUAAAGGCACAAGGGACCAGCAACCACAACUAGUCCGCACUACCUGACCAGUGAAGCCUGCAAGUUUGUCAUUGUUGCCAAAAACCUAAUUGUGAUUUCAUUGGAAGAUGUCAUAAGCUGUUCUGCUGAGUCUACAAUCGUGCAUAUCCUCUGCAGCUUGCUUCAAUUUUCAUCUUUGUUUUAUUUAUGUGACAUUCUAAGCAUUCUAAGAAGAUCUAGUUUAAGUUUAACCGUGGCCUGGUUGUUGGUGUUAGAUUGGCUGGUUUGAGUAUUUUAGACCUUGGGAAUACUCAGGGAUUUUCACACACAACUGUCUCUAGAGUUUACACAGAAUAAGGAAAUAAAGCACUGCCUCCCAUCCCUUAACACUGCCUGACUGAUCCCACCAUCUAUCAGGUUUCUGGACUCUAUUCUGGCACCUGAAGUACUUACACUAGCACUCUGCAGCUACUCAGCUCCAUAUGCAGCAAGCUGUGAUGCUCUGUGUGAUCUGACUUCUUUCUAUCAGAGCCACCAUUCACCUUUUGAGCAGUUUGUGCUGCAGAAGAUUUUCUGUGGGAUCAAACCAGAUGUCUAGCCUUCACUCCACACAUACAAGGACCUUUGAGCACUAGUGACACUGUUGCUAGUUCACCAGUUGUCCUUCCUUGGACCACUUUCUGAAGAAAUAAAUAUAUAGAUUAAAUGGAAUAAUUAUUGUUGUAUAAAGUUAGUUGUGUAUUUACGUAUUGAACAUGCAAAAAAUUUCUUACAGUUAUUAAAAAAUAAAUGUGUCAAAAUAUA
Molecule: messenger RNA, 8629 nt
Organism: Hemibagrus wyckioides
Lineage: Eukaryota; Metazoa; Chordata; Actinopteri; Siluriformes; Bagridae
Product: NACHT, LRR and PYD domains-containing protein 12-like
Exons: 17
Coding region: 1319-5398 (1359 amino acids)
Molecular function (GO): protein binding
Source: RefSeq, a predicted model, not a curated record